Messenger RNA from Lagopus leucura (white-tailed ptarmigan), 5618 nucleotides. RefSeq names its product erythrocyte membrane protein band 4.1 (gene EPB41). The record is from RefSeq and is a predicted model, not a curated record. The coding region runs from base 8 to 2890 and encodes 960 amino acids. Gene Ontology annotation, biological process: cortical actin cytoskeleton organization. Gene Ontology annotation, cellular component: cytoskeleton; plasma membrane. Lineage: Eukaryota; Metazoa; Chordata; Aves; Galliformes; Phasianidae. Gene Ontology annotation, molecular function: actin binding; structural molecule activity. The transcript has 22 exons.
CACCACCAUGACAACAGAGAAGAGCCCAGCGGCAGACCCCGAAAACUCAGAGCGGCAGCAGGCGAAGGAGGAGGAAGGGGCUGCCAACACACAGAAGCAGGAGGCGUCCCCAGAGCAGGGGUCGGGGCCCAAGCAGAAGGCAUCCAACGGCAACACACCCACGGCUGAGGAGCAGGGCCGGAAGGAGCGCCGUGCCUCUGAGGGCCGGGGUCUGUCCCGCCUCUUCUCCUCCUUUCUCAGGAGGCCCAAGUCCCAGGUGUCUGAGGAGGACAGAGACACUGAUGUGCCCAAGGAGGGCGGAGGAGACCAGAAGGACUCGGGGGUAGGAGCCAACCCUGACGAGGAGGAGGAGAUCCUGGUGAAGGCCCCGAUUGCGGCUCCCGAACCGGAGCUGAAGACAGAUCCAUCUCUUGACCUCCACUCCUUAAGCAGUGCAGAAACGCAGCCUGCGCAGGAGGAGAGGAGGGAAGAGCAGGAAUCGGACAGCAAAGACCUCGAGGGCAAGGAAGGAGGUGAAGGGAAGGAGGAGAACGCUGAGGCAGAGCUGAAGCCAGAGGCUGCAGAGCCCAAAGCAGACAAGGAUCUGAAAGCUGCCCAGAGAUCCAUAAGAAGACACAGAAACAUGUACUGCAAAGUUGUCUUGCUGGAUGACACCAUAUUUGAGUGUUCUGUGGAUAAACAUGCCAAGGGGCAGGAUCUACUUAAGAAAGUCUGUGACCACCUUAAUCUCCUGGAAGAAGACUAUUUUGGUUUGGCCAUAUGGGACAUGCCAACCUCUAGGACGUGGCUGGAUCCUACCAAAGAAAUAAAAAAACAAGUUCAUGGAGGCCCCUGGGAUUUUACUUUCAAUGUCAAGUUUUAUCCUCCGGAUCCUGCUCAGCUGACAGAGGAUAUAACGAGGUAUUACUUGUGUCUUCAGCUUCGACAAGACAUCAUCUCAGGGCGGCUGCCUUGUUCCUUUGCCACUUUGGCUCUGCUGGGUUCCUACACAGUGCAGUCUGAGCUGGGUGACUACGAUCCUGACCUACACAGCACAGAUUACAUCACUGAAUUCAAACUGGCUCCAAACCAGACCAAAGAGCUUGAAGAGAAGGUUGUGGAACUUCAUAAAACGUACAGAUCCAUGACUCCAGCCCAAGCAGACCUGGAAUUCCUUGAGAAUGCAAAGAAGCUGUCUAUGUAUGGAGUUGACCUUCACCACGCCAAGGACUUGGAAGGGGUGGAUAUCACUCUGGGAGUCUGUUCCAGUGGCCUUCUUGUUUACAAAGAUAAGCUGAGAAUCAACCGCUUCCCUUGGCCCAAAGUCCUGAAGAUUUCCUACAAACGCAGCAGCUUCUUUAUUAAGAUUCGCCCAGGGGAGCAAGAGCAGUAUGAAAGUACAAUUGGAUUCAAGCUACCAAGUUACCGGGCAGCAAAGAAGCUGUGGAAAGUAUGUGUUGAACAUCACACAUUUUUCAGGCUGACUUCCACUGAGGCCAUCCCCAAGAGCAGAUUCCUGGCUCUGGGCUCCAAGUUCCGUUACAGUGGGCGGACGCAGGCGCAGACCAGGCAGGCGAGUGCCAUGAUUGACAGACCUGCACCCCAGUUUGAGCGCACAGCGAGCAAGAGAGCCUCCAGGAGCCUCGAUGGAGCUAAACGUGCGACUCAAAAAGUUGAGUUCAGAGCCGUAGAGGAAGAGAAGCAGGAGGAGGUGGUGGUGGUUGAGGUUCCCGAACCAAAACCCGUGGAUCAGUUCCGAGAGAAGCCAGCCAAGCACGCGCUUGAAAGUUUUGAAAUGAAACCCAUUGCAGAGGAGGAAGAGGAGGAGGAGGAGAAGGUAGAGGUGGCUCAGGUUCCCAUUGCUGAGCCAAAGCUGCCGGACCUGGUGCAGCAGCAGUCAGCCACACAUGCCUCUGGCACUGUUGAGAUAAGCCCAGUAGAAGAAGAGGAGGAGGAGGAAGAAAAAUUGGUGGUGAUGGGAGAGCUAAAGCCAGCCCUGAAGGAGCCAGCUGUGGCAGUGAUAACACCUGAGAGGAGCCCCCGGCCCACCUCUGCUCCUGCCAUCGCCCAGAGCCACGUGGCUGAGGCAGCCCCAGCUAAGCCUGAUGCCAAGGAAGCCCUCGCUGCAUCAAAAGUAGAAAAGGAAGCACUGAAAGCUGAGGCGAAGCGUGAGGAGGUCCUCCCAGAGAGAGCCAAAGCAGAGCAAGCUGAGGCAUCUAAGAAGAGAUCAAAGAGACUAGAUGGUGAAAACAUUUAUAUCAGGCAUAGCAAUUUAAUGUUGGAGGAUCUAGAUAAGACCCAAGAAGAAAUAAAGAAGCAUCACGCCAACAUCAGCGAGCUGAAGAAGAACUUCAUGGAGUCUGUCCCCGAGCCUCGCCCGAGUGAAUGGGACAAACGUUUGUCCACUCACUCCCCGUUCCGAACGCUCAAUGUCAACGGGCAGAUUCCAUCGGGAGCGGAUGGAGUAAAGAAAGUCACUGUCCUAUCUUCUGAGAGACAGCCACCCCUAGUGAAGACACAGACUGUCACCAUCUCAGACGUGUCCAAUGCUGUCAAAAGUGAAAUUCCAACAAAAGAAGUUCCCAUUGUUCACACGGAGACGAAGACCAUCACCUACGAAGCUGCACAGACAGAUGGUGGCAAUGGAGAUUUGGACCCUGGCAUCCUGCUCACUGCUCAGACCAUCACAUCAGAGACCACCAGCAGCACCACCACCACACAGAUCACCAAGACUGUGAAAGGUGGCAUUUCAGAGACACGGAUUGAGAAGAGGAUUGUCAUCACAGGAGAUGCAGACGUGGACCAUGACCAGGUCCUAGCUCAGGCUAUAAAGGCAGCAAAGGAGCAGCACCCGGACAUGUCGGUGACCAAAGUGGUUGUGCACCAGGAGACUGAGAUUGCAGAGGAGUAGCAGGGCUGAGAAGUGUUCUUUCCAGAUGAUACCAGGAAAUAAAACGGAGCAGAACUACAAAACAACUACCUGGAGCACAGAGACCUCAGAGCUACACGACUUUAUCCUCACAGACUGAACAUUCAUAUCACUUAGCAGGAUUUACGCUUCAGCAUUUUACUUGGGAUUGUCCAGAAUGCACUGGAUCCUAUUGGAUAUAGUUUGUUGGUUGUUUUUUAUAUAUAUAUAUACAUAUAUAUAUAUAUAGUGACAAACAGUAUGCCAUAUUUCUAACUGUACUAAAUAUUUUUACAGGUUUUCAGUUUUGCAUUCCCUCUCACAGCUUCUUCAGAUGCAGGCUCAGACACAACCCGCAGGGCUCUUAGGGUUGCUUGGUGGGUUUUUCUUGGUAGUUUUGUUGUUGUUGCUGUUGUUGUUGUUUUAAAGUCUCAUUCCCUCAGCCUGGCUAGGCAUCAUGGAGGUACAGCCACGUCAGAGCUUAUCCUGACUGCAGGAUUUGUACACACCUUCAGAAAGCAGUGGGUCCUUCUGAGCCACUUGAAAAGGUCAGACUUGAGUCUGUGCAGCAUUUCCAAUUAAUUACCUCUGUUUGUAGCUGUAGGCAGUGUGAGACUCCUGCAAAACACCCAGGCACAGAGCAGGGCUUCUACCUUCACCGUGAGCUGCAAAGAACCAUUCAGGUUGGGAAUCUCAGAUCACCAUCCCAGCCCCCCCAUGCCCACCCAGCCCUCAUCCUUUGGACUUUCCUCACCUUUGGGUGUUGGACCCCCAAUGUCUGAACGCAGGAGGGUGGUGUGGUGUAACACAGGCACACAUCCUCGUGGUUGGCUAGCUUAAGGAAUACUGGAAGUUGCUUCGAGUACCUUAUACUGUGAAUUCCAGAGCUUUGAGAGGACUGUGGCAGAUACUUCCCCUCCUUCCAUGCAUCCCUGCUGAGUGCUCCCUGCCUGGUUGUGUUUUCUAGAUGUCAUUCAAUUGAAAAGCCCUUAGAAGUGUGCAUUUAGUACAUUUGGACUCUGGAUGCUGUUAAGAUGGUCUUAUGCAGCAUUCACAGAACUGAUUUUUUUUUCUGUGUCAUAGGUUUUCACUUGUUGGUGUUCUGAAUUUUUAAAUGAGGUUUUUCCCCUGUUGUGGGUUGUUUUUGUUUUUUUUCCCCCCUCCUGGUGCUAUUUAAAGCUGAACACGUUACCCACAUAUCAGGGCAAGGUGUUGCAUCCUGCUUUCAUUUAACUUAAAAUCCUAUAGCCAGUCCUUCCCCAGGUCCACAGGCUGCAUUGGGAGAGGGAACCUUGGGAGGUGUCACACUGCUGGUUGCAAUAAAGCCAAUUGUGGAAAGCAGUGCAGCACUCUGGGGGUGCUGCCUCCCCUCCUGCAUGCUGGGGAAGGAUCUGUCCUUCGUGGCUGCCUUGCUGGAACGAAACACCAGGGCUCUUAUCUGCAUCUUUGGGCCGAGCUUACAGACCACAUAAGAAAAUAUCUUCAAAAUAUAUAUUUAAAGAGAAAGAAAGAAAGAAAAGCACACAAUGUGAAGUUUGUUUGUGGAAGCCUCAGCCCCCUCACUGCCAUUCCCAAAGCCUUGGCCAUCCCCACUCAGUGGAUGUGAUCCAGGUCUCACUGCUGGUCCCUCCAUUGGCUCCCAGUGCUGAGCUCCAUGGGGAUGCUGUCGCCAUGCCCUGGUUUCUCCUUCCAGCAUUUAAACACGAAAAAAUCAAGCUGUGUAUACUCUGCCUAACGCUUGUGAGCAGUAAGACUUGGAAGAUGCAAUUUUCUAUUAUUUUUUAUUUAGUGUAGUGUGGCACAUAAGUAGCUGAAGGCGUGGAGUGCUCUGCUGCCGCCCCCCAGUCAAGGAAGGAGGAAAAUGGCAAUAAAAACCCCCUGCUCUCUGCUCUUUUAAACUUGAAUGAUUUGUUUCUGAAGUCACUGGAGUUAGCUGAGGCUGCAGGGACAGCAAACAGCCCUCAGACUGCAUUGUGACUCCGUGUCACUUCUCCCAUUCAGGUGUCGUUAAGCUGUCAGUAUUGAUCAGAGCCCACGCUGAGAACACUGGGGCUGCUGGAUGUUGCUGUGAGCCUCAUGGAUGGCUGAGCUGCAGCCUCCCCUCCGGCUGCUCCAGGGCUCCCUGCCCUCCUGGAGCAUCCUGUGCUGCCCAUUAGCUCACACCUUCCUACAUCCACCUGAGCAGCCCCCUGCAGCACAGCCCUUCCAUAACGCAGCAUCUCUGCUCCCUGUCCCUUUUCCAGGAGCUGAGUUCUUUGCUCCCGCCUUGUCAGCCAGGAGCUGGGUGCACAUUAAGAGAAUUUCAGAGCUUUACAGUGGCGAAUUGAGCACUUAGAGGCACUCAGCACUCACAAGAGUUGAGGGGAGCACCAUGCAAAGCUGGGCGACCUGCAGUCGUGAGAGGCGUUACCCAAGAGGCUGCACGAGUGUGCACGAGCACAGCUGCAAAUGCCAAUGCUAAGAGGUCACAGAAUAGAUAGCUAUUUUUUUGUUCCUAUUUUUUUUUUUUCUAUUUUUUUCCUGCAUUUUAGGUGGUUCUUUUCAAGCUGUUCAUCCUCACGCUUCCCCUCUUUUCACCUCUCUCUUUCCUCGAGCGCUUCAGACAAGACAGAGUUCCUCCCCAUGGUGAGAGCUCUUGCUGGGGUGGCUUUGGGCAGCAAAGUGCUGCUGGGCACCAGGCAGCUCCUGCCUGUGGGGUUGAAGGCAGCAGCAGGCAGCACUGCUCUGUGCA